GAGAAAGCGACGGGCGCUAGAGCAACGAUCACGGCCUUGCAUUCCCCGUCGCUAGCGAGCGCAGGCCCUCCUAGUAAUUCACAGUGGAUCAUUGUGAAUCAAAUCGUUUAAAACGCGUUAUCGUUCACCAGCUCGCUGGUCGUCGUUUCUUGAAUACGUGAAUGGGACAGUCGAGUUCGGACGAUCGUUACGAAUGAGACGGAAAGAGCUGCCGAGGUCGAGUUGUCCGAGCAUAAAGUGUGCCUUCGUUAGGUGACAAAGCAGUCCUGGUCGACGAUCGUGUUUGACGUUUCUGCACCCGUCGUCCAUCGCCCGCUUUUGUGUUAGUCGUUAGUCUGCUUGGACGCGAAGAGUUUUAAGCGCAAAGCGCUUAUUGUCAUAUAAGUUAGUCAUCAAUCAUUUUUCGUCGAAGAUCACUUGGAGGGAAAGCAUUAGAGCUAAAUGAGGCUAAUGGAACCAUUGGGUGUUGAUCCCAACGUAAUUGAAGUAACAGCAUUGAAAAGAUGGGCAGACUUCCCAACCCAGGAUCGAUUUACCGAUUAUUCAAACGCCUUGGGUGAAUCGGCAAAUUAUACCACAAGUCCGUUUCCUUGUCAAUCAGAACUUAAUAAUAAAAUAGCACUAUGGACUGGCGAUAUAUCUGUCUUGCAAGUCGAUGCAGUAGUCAAUCCUACCAAUGAAACUAUGGAUGACAAUUCAUUAACGUGCCAAAGAAUAUUUCUCCGAGCAGGGCCUGGUCUUGAAAAAGAAAUUUACAACGAAAUUAAAGAAUGCAGAACUGGUGAAGUAAGGACAACACAGGGUCAUGGCUUGCCGGCUCGCUUUAUCAUUCAUACAGUGGGGCCAUUAUACAAUACCAAAUAUCUAACGGCAGCUGAAAAUACUUUACACUGCUGUUACAGAAACGUUCUACAAAAAGCAAAGGAACUCGGAUUGCGCAGCAUUGCCUUGCCAGUCAUUAAUUCGGUGCAGCGGAAUUACCCACCAAAUGAAGGAGCACAUAUAGCCCUACGAACAGUGAGGAGAUUUCUGGAACAGUAUAGCGAUUUUAUUAGCUGUGUCAUUUUCGUGCUGGAACCGAGCGACUUAGGAAUUUACGAAGGUCUUUUGUCGCUCUACUUUCCGCGGACUUCAGCAGAAGAGGAAAACGCGUGUUGGAAACUACCUGCUGAUAUAGGAGGUAUGGACGGAGAACCUCAAUUUCCUGAUCGUCAGAUCAGAAUCAUCGACAAUCCCCAGCAUACUCUUCACGCUAAUGAUGUGGAUGAAGCUGUCGAUCUGACAUCGCAAUUGGAGACUUCAAUUAAUCUUGGUGAUCAUGAAUUCACGCAAAUGCAAGGAGAUCUAGACCGACAAAGACUGCUUGGAGAAAGACCCCUUACAGAUCCUCUCGCUGACUUGCUCAAGCAGAUGCAACACAAAGAGCGGUACGAGAGGCUGCUCAGACGUGCCAAAAUGGAGGACCUUUCAGAAGUUUCUGGAAUCGGUUGUUUGUAUCAAAGUGGAGUUGAUCGUCAGGGUCGACCUGUUGUUGUCUUUGUGGGCAAGUGGUUCCCAGCCAACAACGUCAAUCUCGAUAAGGCAUUGUUAUACCUGAUUCAGCUUCUGGAUCCUAUCGUGAAGGGAGACUACGUGAUUGCCUACUUUCACACUCUCACUACUAACAACAACUACCCUAGCUUCAGUUGGCUCAGAGAAGUCUACAAUGUACUUCCCUACAAGUACAAGAAGAACUUAAAGCAUUUCUACAUCGUACACCCUACCUUCUGGACUAAGAUGAUGACGUGGUGGUUCACAACGUUUAUGGCGCCGGCGAUAAAGCAGAAAGUUCACAGUCUACCUGGUGUGGAGUAUCUUUACGAAGUCAUGUCUCCGGAUCAACUCGAAAUUCCUGCAUACAUAACCGAGUAUGACAUGACGAUAAAUGGACUUAGAUACUACCAACCAGAUCAUUCAUCGCAGGCUUCUACGUAACUGUCGGCUUAGACCGAAGUUACGGUUGUUUGAAGCUUCUGGCGUGGGACAAUCUCCUCUUCAACACAUAACUUAUCUCCUCUUCGAAUAAAUGCAACGAUUUGAGAUCAGGAUUUCGAUAAUCUAUUUUGGCAGGGUCGCUUGUUUAUCAAUUAUCGUUAAAAUUGUUGAUCCGAAAUCGGAUGUAGCUAUAAAUGGAAAGGGAGAGAGAAAUGUUCGUGAAUAGAACUUGGCGAAAGUCGCACGUUCUCGACGUCACAGGAUGUGUGUUUAAAGGCAGCGAAUGAUACAGAUGCGAUGAGUUGCAAGGAAUUUUGCGUAUCGCACUGAUGAAAACUUUUCCUCCUAAAUCACUAUAUUAAACAGUACUGCGUUUUUGCCACGUAGUGGAUUAUGAUCUGAGAAAUCAAAUUAAUACUACAUUGCAAAAUGAAGUUCGUUACGUGGUAACAAGUAGAUUAUUUUUUUUUUAAUCCAGUAGACUCUGUGAGUUGAAAGAAGGUUACGGUUGCACUCGAAGCGACAACCUUUGUGCCUUUUAAAAAAUGCAGUUUUAUGCAAAACUAUAAACCGAUUUUGUUAUCUCUUCGCAAUAUGUACUUAUGAAAAAACAUAACAACGAGAGCUGCACUUCUAUUCUGUAUAUACCUAUCUUUCUAAAGCAAAGAACAGCAUUUAUCAAAAUUAAAUAUAGAUCCAUUCCACUUUGCCAAUUUUAAGAAAAUUUGAAUUCAAUUUAUUCCUGCAACAAUCUCAAAGAUUCCUCAAAGAUAGAAUAUAAAGUCGUAGCUACAGUCCAAGAGAAUGGUGCUAGUAGGAACACUUUUAUAAAAAUCUUUCUUUUGUUUAUUUUCUCUGUGAUGACUUUCUUCGUGUAUUGCGUGGAAACAGACUGACUUUCUGGCAAGGACUCUUUCUCUACACUGUCAAAUGUGCCAAUUAAAGAGAAAAAUUCUCAAGUUAGCGGAAAAUUUCAAUAUAUACAUUACUGAUAUAAAAGAGGUCAAAGAACGACUUUACGAUUAAAUCUUCAUAAAGAAAUCUAUAAUAAUAAACUUUUUGCGCAGUAGUGUAGUCAGUGUUUUAUAAAACAUGAAACAAGCAAACAAUUUUCUUAUCUCAAAUGUAUUAUUUAAAGCACUGAGUCUCGAUGUCUUCUUCCGUUCUCUCUCCCUUUCUUUUCGAAAAUUAGUGAAAGUAGAGAAAGUUUACCACUAUGUUCCGUAAUUUUUCGAGAUGUGCCAUAGUUCUUCCGCAAUUUCGCCAAAAUCCACAGUGUUCUGGUUUUUUUAAAAGAGCUUUUAUUCGCGCAAAUAAGAAGAGUUACGACAAGAUAUGCACAUGCAAUUACGAGACAUUAAGGUAAAUUACCUCUUUCGUCACUCGACGAGUUUGUUGUACCACGUGUUCAAUUCGCGUUGGAAUAGUUGUACUAAACUUUAAUUCGAUCGAUUCGCAUCAAAUCAGUCUUCGUUAUCCUGUUAAAAACCGGUGUUUACAAUUAAUAGUCUGUAUCCAUAGGCUUGAAAAAACAGGCAAUCAUCAAUAUUCGUUAAUAAUUUCGAGUUAUGUAUUCUCCUAGCUAUUUACACAUACUCAAAAACACACACAUAUACACACACACACAGAUACGAAAACUAAUCAUUCCCAUUGUAGCACCAUAUGGUGAUAUCUGGUGAAAAUCAAAUUAUAUUCACACCUCGUAAGAAUCUCAGGUGUGAGAUACAUUGCGGUGUCUUACUUAGAAGUAACAUGAUCGAAUUUAAGAGUCCCAUAUGCAAAUAAUUAUUAUAUAACAGGUUAUGGGCUCAUCAACGCUGGGCUCAUAACAUGUUAGCCAAUGUAGUUUAGAAAAAUAUGUUCUCUAGCAAGAUUGUGGGACCUCGAUUCUCUUGAUGAAAUACUCAUUAUCUUUAUUUUCGUACAAUGUUUUAAUAUUUAAUUCUUCAUAAUAGAGAGUUUAUGUUUCAUUAAAAACAAUUUUUUAAACAUUAUUCUAUCUAGUCCAUUUCUCAGUUAUAACAUUGAGAGAUUUUCAUAUAAGUAAAAGACACGAAAUCCCACAGUUUUCUUGAAAAUUUACCAUGUAUCAGAUUCUAUCGCCAAUAUUUUCCUGUAGAGUCGACGGAAUCGCCGCAAUUGAAGAACCGUUAUAUAGUGUAGUUUACUUGUUCACGUUUAAUUAUGUCUAGUAAGAUGUUUGUUUGUUUUUUACGUUAAAGUGUUAGUUACAGAUUGAAACGACCUGAAACCCGAGAGUCGCUGUCGGCUUUGAGUCAUUAUUAUGUAGAUUAUAAAACGGCCGCAAAGGUUGGCUGACUGCUUAUUAAAGAAAAGGAAAAAAGUGUAUUGGGCGACACGUGUCGCUGAAAAUCAGUAUUUUUAACACCAUGCACGGGACUGGUGUGACGGUUACUGUUAUAUGUUGUGCCGAUGCUCACUUUUGUAAAUAAAGAAAAAACAUAUAUGUAUAUGCAGUCGGUACAAUAAUUUUUAUAGUUUAGAAGGCUGACAAUCAGUUUAAGGAAGUUGACAAAAAGAUGGUAGAGAAAAAGAGGAAAAAAGUAGUGGAUAAAAAAAAGAUACUCAUCUAAUAGCCUAAGUCGGCGUCUUUUCGCUCCGGUUGCUUACCUUUAUUUUCUUAUCAACUGUUAUUAUACGAAGAGUAUCUAUUUAACUGUAGUAUACGAAUGAUAUUUUACUAUCGUGACUUUGCUAAAUAGAUCAAAUCAAAUCGAAUCGGCGAAUCGUAUUUUCAGGAUAACUAGUUGAUAUUUAGAGUAUAUAACCUCUUGCGUAGCUUCGGCUUCGACGAUUGGCCCCAAGAAUAAUUUCAAUUUAUUAGUCACUUUUUCCCCUGACCAUUCUCUCUUAUCUUCAUUUUCCUCACGGAUGUUUCUCGAGUUCCAAUCGGAAGAAUCAGCAUGCUGGCCAAUCGACGGAGGCGGUAGGAGGCGUGGUAAAAGUAAGAGGAGUAAUUAAAAUAAGAGCUUCGCUACAAAUUACCCAUCAUCCGUCAAGGAAAUUUGAAAUUGUUAUCGGUUUUUAGUGACCAACCACCUAUGAAUAAAUUGACCAAUUCAUUCGUUUUAA
This is a messenger RNA of Belonocnema kinseyi, 5067 nucleotides long. It is a transcript of the gene Gdap2, whose product is annotated as protein GDAP2 homolog. The record is from RefSeq and is a predicted model, not a curated record. The transcript is spliced from 12 exons. NCBI's taxonomy places the organism in Eukaryota, Metazoa, Arthropoda, Insecta, Hymenoptera, Cynipidae. Bases 442 to 1974 code for a protein of 510 amino acids.